AUGACUCAACUCAAAUUCGUCACCCUCGACGUCUUCACGACGAAGACGUUCUCCGGCAAUCAAUUGGCCGUCGUCUUUCUCCCAGAAGAUGAAUCCGUCACCUUGACGCAGCGCCAGAAGCACACCAUCACACUGGAAUACAAUCUGUCCGAGACGAUCUUCGUGCACCCCGUACGCCAGCAAGACAAGCGUACCAUCGACAUCUUCACCAUUGAGGGCGAGAUCCCAUUCGCCGGCCACCCCACCAUCGGCGCCGCGUCAUGGUUCCUGUGCCAUGCAGCCGACUCAGCCAAGGGCAGCGGCGUCACGACGCUGGUGACCAAAUCCGGCGAGAUCCCAAUCUCCAUCAUCAACCCAGCGAGCCAGGCUGUGCAGGCGCAAAUAGCGCAUAACACGCGCAUUCAUGCGUCCCGGUACGCGCUGCAAGACCUGCUGUACCUGCACCCGACGCUGGCGCCGUACUUCCCGGACCCGGCGACAACGUUCCCGCUGUUCUCGAUCGUCAAUGGCAUGAGCCAGACGUUCAUCGAACUGCCGUCGCUGGAGGCGCUGGCGGCCGUCCCGCGCGCCACGGGCGGCGAGCUGGUCCCCGUCGAGCGGCAUCUCGACGAGGGCUGGCAGUCAGGACUGAUUUGCGUGUACUUCUUCGUUCGGGAUGUGGAAGACAGCGUGAUGCAGCAGAAGGUGAUCCGCACGCGCAUGAUGCUAGGCGGGCUGGAGGAUCCGGCGACAGGCAGCUCGGCCAGCGGGCUGGCGUCUUAUCUGGCACUGACGGAGGGUCAGGCGGGCCAGGAGUACCGGUAUCAUUUUGUGCAGGGCGUUGAGAUGGGACGGCGCAGUGAUAUUGGCGUUGGCGUGACCUUGAAUGCCAACCGGAAGAUCGAACAGGUACUGCUGACGGGCACGGCGGUGCGGGUCUCGGAGGGCCUCAUCUCGGUGCCGGAAGUGUAG
Molecule: messenger RNA, 951 nt
Organism: Penicillium macrosclerotiorum
Lineage: Eukaryota; Fungi; Ascomycota; Eurotiomycetes; Eurotiales; Aspergillaceae
Product: PhzF family phenazine biosynthesis protein
Exons: 1
Coding region: 1-951 (316 amino acids)
Biological process (GO): biosynthetic process
Cellular component (GO): cytoplasm
Molecular function (GO): isomerase activity
Source: RefSeq, a predicted model, not a curated record